Messenger RNA from Strongyloides ratti, 1068 nucleotides. Its product is annotated as AT21926p. The transcript has 2 exons. Gene Ontology annotation, biological process: positive regulation of integrin-mediated signaling pathway; cell-cell adhesion; cell-cell junction organization. The coding region runs from base 1 to 1068 and encodes 355 amino acids. Lineage: Eukaryota; Metazoa; Nematoda; Chromadorea; Rhabditida; Strongyloididae. The record is from RefSeq and is a predicted model, not a curated record. Gene Ontology annotation, cellular component: cell-cell junction; cytoplasm; focal adhesion.
AUGGUAGCGAAUAUUGGACAUGAACAAAAUAAUAUGGAUGAACUGGGAGCUAGAUUUGACAAUUUAUUUUGUGUUAGAUGUCAAGAUGGUUUUGAGUUAAAUGAACAAAUUGUCAAUUCUGGUGGACAAGUAUGGCAUAGUGAAUGUUUUGUUUGUGCACAAUGUUUAUUACCAUUUCCUGAUGGAAUAUAUUAUGAAUUUGAUGGUAGAAAGUAUUGUGAACAUGAUUUUCAUGUAUUAUAUGCACCAUGUUGUGGUAAAUGUAAUGAAUUUAUUGUUGGAAGAGUUAUUAAAGCAAUGAAUUUAUCAUGGCAUCCAAAAUGUUUUACAUGUGAAUUAUGUAAUAAAGAGUUAGCUGAUAUUGGUUUCCUACGUAAUGCUGGAAGAGCAUUAUGUCGGGAGUGUAAUGAAAGAGAGAAAGCUGCUGGUAGUGGUAAAUAUGUAUGUCAUCAAUGUCAUGCUAUUAUAGAAGAAGAACAUAUAAAAUAUAGAGGAGAUUCAUAUCAUCCAUAUCAUUUUAAAUGUACAAAUUGUUCAGUUGAACUGGAUCAUACAGCAAGAGAAGUUGGUGGUAAUUUAUAUUGUUUACGUUGUCAUGAUACAAUGGGAAUACCAAUAUGUGGAGCAUGUCAUAGACCUGUGGAGGAACGUGUUAUCACAGCUCUUGGUAAAAAUUGGCAUGUUGAACAUUUUGUUUGUUCUGUAUGUGAAAAACCAUUUUUAGGACAUAAACAUUAUGAAAGAAAAGGAUUAGCUUAUUGCGAAGAACAUUUCACUAAACUUUAUGGAUCUACUUGUUUCCGUUGUGGAAAAUCAUGUGGUGGUGAAACAUUUACAGCUCUUGAAAAAACAUGGUGUUUAAAAUGUUUUGGUUGUCAUUUAUGUGAUAAAAAAAUGGAUCAUAAGAGUAAAUUUUAUGAAUUUGAUAUGAAACCAACAUGUAAGAAAUGUUAUGAUAAAUUUCCAACUGAAUUAAAAAAGAGAAUAAGUGAUAGAUUGAAGGAAAGAAAUCAAAUAUCUAUAGAACGACAAAGGAGGUCUAUGAGUCCCAGUUUUGGAAGAUCAUAA